AUUUGACGUAAAAACAAACGUCAUCUGUCAUUUGUUUCGUAUGUCAACGUGAAAAAGAACACGUAAACACGUCGAUUAGCGUCAAUUCUAUAGUGAAAGCAGAACAAAACAACCACCGCGCAUAUUUAUUUAAAUGUAAAUCAACGGGUAAAUUGUACUCCACCAACUUUAGUGCCAAAAGUAGAAAAAGUGAAACAUAACCUCAAACUGGAAUCGUUUAAAAUGAGAAGGGCCCAUGCUGGUAAUUUUUACGAACCCGUACCCCAAACUUCAAACGAAAUCGAAGAUGAAAAUGACCACUUGACCAAUGAAUUGAGAGAUAAAAUAGGAGUGUUAAAGUCAUUGUCGAUUGAUAUAGGAAAUGAGGUCAGGUACCAAGAUAAGUUGUUGCAAGAUGUGGACGACGAUAUGGACAGGACUAGAGGGUUUCUGGGGAAUACGAUGAAUAGAGUGUUAAGGUUAUCAAAGGGGUCACAUAAUUAUUACAUUUUUUAUUUGUUCUUGUUUUCAUUGUUUGUAUUUUUUCUGCUUUACAUUGUUUUGAAAUUUAGGUAACUGAACUGAGUUUGACUUAUUGAAUGUUUUGUAUAUACUGCUUUAAGAUGUAAUUGGUAAGGUGAUGAUAUUUAAUAAUAAAAUCCAUAAUUAUUUAAA
This is a messenger RNA of Zophobas morio, 654 nucleotides long. RefSeq names its product Blocked early in transport 1 (gene Bet1). The record is from RefSeq and is a predicted model, not a curated record. Gene Ontology annotation, cellular component: SNARE complex. Bases 223 to 555 code for a protein of 110 amino acids. Gene Ontology annotation, biological process: endoplasmic reticulum to Golgi vesicle-mediated transport; vesicle fusion with Golgi apparatus. Lineage: Eukaryota; Metazoa; Arthropoda; Insecta; Coleoptera; Tenebrionidae. Gene Ontology annotation, molecular function: SNAP receptor activity. The transcript has a single exon.